This is a messenger RNA of Momordica charantia (bitter melon), 1520 nucleotides long. RefSeq names its product WAT1-related protein At5g07050. Gene Ontology annotation, molecular function: transmembrane transporter activity. NCBI's taxonomy places the organism in Eukaryota, Viridiplantae, Streptophyta, Magnoliopsida, Cucurbitales, Cucurbitaceae. The record is from RefSeq and is a predicted model, not a curated record. Gene Ontology annotation, cellular component: membrane.
UUUCCUCUCACUAGAAAUUAAGAAUUUACUGAGAAAAAAGGAUAUAGAGAGAGAGAAAUGGAAGGAAAAGGAAAUGGAAUUGCCAAUUUUGUUGAGGGAGCACAGCCUUACAUCGCCAUGAUCUCUCUCCAAUUUGGCUAUGCCGGAAUGAACAUCAUCACCAAGGUCGCUCUCAACCGUGGUAUGAGUCACUACGUCCUCGUCACCUAUCGGCAGACGUUUGCCACCGUCGCACUCGCUCCGUUUGCCUUCUUCCUCGAAAGGAAAGUGAGACCCAAGAUUACAUUCCCUCUGUUCAUGCAGAUUUUGCUUCUGGGUCUGUUAGGACCAGUGAUUGAUCAAAACUUCUAUUAUGCUGGUUUAAAGCUCACUUCUCCAACCUUCUCUUGUGCCAUGAGCAAUAUGCUUCCUGCAAUGACAUUCAUCUUGGCUCUUCUUUGUAGAAUGGAGAAGUUGGAGAUGAAGAAAGUGAAGUGCCAAGCCAAGGUGGUGGGAACAAUGGUGACAGUGGGUGGAGCCAUAUUGAUGACUUUAUACAAAGGGAAUGUCAUAAGCUUCUUCUGGUCUCACCAUUAUCUUCACUCUUCUGCUUCCAUGGAAAGCACUUAUCAAGAUUGGGUCAAGGGCUCCAUUCUCCUCCUCUUUGCUAAUCUUGCUUGGGCUUCAUUCUUCAUCUUUCAGGCAAUGACACUAAAGAAGUACACAGCUCAUCUUUCACUCACCACUCUUGUGUGCUUCUUGGGGACUCUUCAAUCCAUGGCUGUCACUUUUGUAAUGGAAAACAACAAAUCUUCUGUUUGGACCAUUGGGUGGGACAUGAAUCUUCUUGCUGCUGUCUAUGCUGGAAUAGUUUCAUCAAGCAUUGCUUACUAUGUCCAAGGGAUGAUUAUGCAGAAGAGAGGGCCUGUGUUUGUCACUGCCUUUACCCCUAUGAUAAUGAUCAUUGUAGCCAUUAUGGGCUCUUUCAUGCUCGCCGAGAAGAUCUAUAUCGGACGUGUUGUUGGAGGUGUUCUAAUGGUGGUGGGGCUGUACUCAGUGCUGUGGGGGAAGUACAGAGAUUACAAAGAUCAGAAGGAAGCAGUUCUAGAAGAGGCCGCCAUUGUUGAGCCAGUGAAGCUCAUUAUUUGUGAAGCAAAAGUUGGGAAGAAAUUGGCAACUGUAGUUGAAGAAGAAGAAGAAGAAGAAGAAGAAAAACCGACAUCAUCAUCAUUAAACGACAUCGAAAUGCAAAGGAACGACACAACAUCCAUUGUCGGAAUUAGUGUUUCAAUAUUGCCAUCUCCUCCUCCACCCAUUAUUGUUAUUGCUAUGCAAAAAGCACCACCAAAAGCUUGAACAUUGAUACAAUUUUUUUUUACCCAAAAAAAAAGAACUUUUGAAAAGAAAGAAAGAGAGAGAGAGAGAAUAAAAGUUGGAAAUGCCUUUGAAGAGUGGGAGAGAAAAGGAAGGAUUUUUUUUUUUCUUUUCUUUUUUUGUUUUAGUUUUAGUUUUAGUUUUUCCUCUCUCUCUUUUAAGAGAAA